ACAUUAUACAGUAUAGUUUUAUUGUGCCGUGAACACGUACGUAUUCUUUACGUAACAAUAAAAUAUACAAUAAUAUUAUUAUCAAAGAAAUCACUUUUAGUUUGUCGACAUAACAAAAUAAACUGUAUAUAAUAAUCAAAUUAAAUGGUUAUAGAUAAAGUGACAAGGUUGUGAAUGAUAACUUUUAGUAUUUGAUAAUGACAGGAUGAUAUGAUAAAUUUAUUACUCAGCUGAUACGCCACAAUUCAGUGGAGAAGUGAGUUUUUCUCAGUUCAGUGGUUCAAAAUGGGGUGGCGGUGGCUAGUGCUUUGGUCGCUGUGGCUGGCAGGGUUUGUGCGCCAGCCCACACUGCCUCUGCGUAUUUCUUCGGGGAUUUUGCGAGGAUCUGUGUCCCCAGACGGCACGCAUUUGCACUACAACGGCAUACCUUAUGCUUUAGUCACACAGAGAUUUCAGAAACCUGGUCCUGAACCUUCUUGGGACGGUAUAUUUGAAGCGAUUCAUGAAAAUAUUCGAUGUCCACAAAGGAUCGGUAAAACCCUUGUUGUUGGCCAGGAAGACUGCUUGACCCUUAACGUUAACACCCCAGUUAACGUAGAUGCAGGCUCCCUUUUACCAGUAAUGAUUUACAUCCACGGAGGUGGAUAUUUCGACGGUUCCGGAAAUAGCGUCGUCUAUGGGCCCAAUAAUCUUAUAAACAAAGGCGUCAUUCUAGUCACCAUAAAUUAUAGAUUAAACAUUCAAGGUUUUGUUUGUUUGGGUAUCAAAGAAGCGCCCGGUAAUGCUGGUAUGAAAGAUCAAGUAGCAGCCUUGCAAUGGGUGCAGCGAAAUAUAAAAGCUUUUGGUGGAGACCCAGAUAAUGUUACUUUGUUCGGUGAAAGCGCUGGCUCCUCUUCGGUUUCGUUUCAUAUUCUUUCACCAAUGUCAAAAGGCCUCUUUCAUAAAGCUAUAUUACAAAGUGGAUCAUCUAUAUCACCUUGGGCCUUACAAUAUCGACCUGUUUACAUGACAAGCUUACUAACAAAAGUAAUGCUUCAUAACACCGAGAAUGCUGUUGAGUUGUACAAUAUUUUAAUGAAUAAAACUGAUGCAGAAUUAGUUGUCACAAGAGUUCCUAGAAAAGAAGGUAAUACAAUAAUCUCAGAAUUGCUUUAUGCGCCUUGCGUAGAAGAAGAAAUCAAUGGUGAAGAGCCAUUUCUAAUAGAACACCCUCAUGAUAUAUUGUCUAAGGGAAAGUAUAAUAAAGUGCCAGUGAUGAUUGGCAUGACCAGCAAUGAAGGAUAUUUAUUUGCAAAUAUGGAAAAUGACACGGUAAUACCUAAAAUAGAUGUAACAAAGUCUCUGCCUAAAGAUUUAUUAAUAACAUCGGAUAAGGAGCGCUGUGAAGUGGGAAACACAUUAAAAGAAAUCUACAAGUUCGAUAGUAACAUAUCUUCGUCUAAUUUUCUGAAUCUAGCAAAGUUUUACGGCGAAGUAUUCUUUAGUUAUUCAAUAAUACAAGAAACAGAGUUAUAUUUAAAGACCAACACAGAACCAGUAUACAGUUAUAUUUUUAAUUAUAGUGGUAACAGAAAUUUCCUAAAGAAUUCACUUAGAGAACCGUUCUCUAGUGCUCCGGGAGCGACACAUGCAGACGAACUAUUUUAUAUCUUUAGUCAAUAUCUCAUCCCCAAUUUGUUUGAGAAUCAGAUGAUUGAAAAGGUGACAACUAUGUGGACUAAUUUUGCUAAAUACGGAGAGCCAACACCAGAAACGACAGAACUGCUUCCAUUAAAAUGGCAUCCAUCUACGAAGGCUUCUCCACAUUCGUUGGUGAUCGACUCACAAUUUAGUAUAGUGCCAAUGGGAACCAGUGAAUCUAUUAAAUAUUUAAGAAGAAUUUAUGCUAAGUACAGAAGAAAACAAACCCGUGAUUUAUAAAUAAAAAACUGAUGAAGUGAAAUAUUGUAGUGUAGACACAUAUUUUAUAGUAUAUGAAUGUUUAGCUGAAUGCCUUCCUGUAAUUUAUUAAAUCGUAUAUAUAUAUAUUGUACAAUGCUAUUUUUUGUUUUGAUAAAUAUAGUUAGUUUUCUAAAUUUUCUUUUUCUUCAACAUCAGUCUGUAAAUUUUCGAAAUGUUUCAUGUGACUUAUUAUUUUUUCAUAUGUAAUACCACAAGAGCUUCAAAAUUCGACGACAGUCGUCAUGACGACUAUAUUUGUUUGCAACGAACCUUGAGGGAAAUA
Molecule: messenger RNA, 2224 nt
Organism: Pieris napi
Lineage: Eukaryota; Metazoa; Arthropoda; Insecta; Lepidoptera; Pieridae
Product: esterase E4-like
Exons: 4
Coding region: 286-1920 (544 amino acids)
Source: RefSeq, a predicted model, not a curated record